Messenger RNA from Protopolystoma xenopodis, 1331 nucleotides. The record is from the annotation of a GenBank genome assembly. Lineage: Eukaryota; Metazoa; Platyhelminthes; Monogenea; Polystomatidea; Polystomatidae.
GAACAAUUGAGGGUCAUAGUUCUGGUAUCUUGGGUAGCAAUAUUGAAUCUUCUGAGCCGUUCACUCUCACAGACACUGCUCUUCUUCAGGCCAUUCCUGCUUCUUUCUCUCCUGUGCCCUGUUUACAUUCAACAACCUCACUAAAUGGGUUUUCGCUAUUUACUGCCACUACCGCCAGCUCCAGCUCAACAGUUAGCUCGGCGCCCUCACACGCGCCCUCACAUACAAAUACAAGCUGUCCCGGCUUUCUACCUGCUUCAAGCAUUUGCUCCUCUACCAUCUCCAGCGCCAGUACCAUGACCCCCAUAUCUGGAUCUACGGUGGUAACGAAUUCGGCUGCCGCAACACCGCUGUUUGCCUCUUUUCUACCGCUUUCGCAGUGUGAGACACAACUGGCACAAACUGGACUUUUGAUGGUCACAUUGGAUCACUCACAACCCAUCCAAUCAUCUCCAUCACCCGAUGUUUCAACGUCGCCGAGAGCAUUAACAACAAGCGAUAGGGGCUUGCCUGAGGAACAGGCUGAGCGAUUUGCUGUCAGAGCUGGGUCCUCAUCACUUGAUAGAAACUCUAUCACUACUUCGAACAUUGCUUCAUCUCAUUUUGUGACACCAUUUUCUCUUCCAACAAGCUCUUCUGACAAUAGCAGAGACCCUGUCUCCAAUUGUUCGCCUUUUGAAGAACGUUCUCUCCUUAUAGACGUGGUUUCGUUAGAUGACGACGAAAAUGAGCUCACAGGGGGCCUACAACCUUCAUGGCGGGCCUCAGUUUCUGGCGCUUAUUCAACUUCAGGGCAGUACUCUAAUUCUAUUUCUACUGACCUCAUCUCAUCUGUAUCUCAAGUUGCGGAUACAAGGUCCGAAUCACAAGAGGAACUCGGCACUUGCCAACUGGACACGGUAUCUUCAAACACGGACUUAAUCACCAAUCUCCAAGCUGAUCCUUGUCCUCGUUCUACGACCUCUUCCUAUUCCUCAUCUUCAUUCUCCUCCUCUGAAUCAAUUUCCAGCAGCACUAGCAGUCCAAUAUCUCGUCAUCUUACAUCUCCUUCUGGCAGUUUAGCAUUACGGACAGAGUCAUUGAAUCAAGCUGCCGACCAGGCUUGCCAGCGUCCUACGAUUCAAGCCAAAGCCGCGAUUUCUGACCCGGCGAUAGCUUUGGCUGACACUGUAGAUGUGACCUUUAGAGGCAACCCUUGCACUCGUAGGUCAUCUGCCAUCAAGCCGCAGUUACUUGCAGAACGAAGGAGUCCUCGUGAGGCAAGGCGCCGAGGGUACUUCGCUGCUAAUAUGCCUUCAUCAUGUAGUCUUAAUCAGGUGGACGCUGGCAUA